Messenger RNA from Rotaria sordida, 921 nucleotides. Lineage: Eukaryota; Metazoa; Rotifera; Eurotatoria; Philodinida; Philodinidae. The record is from the annotation of a GenBank genome assembly.
AUGACAUGGUAUUUCGAUUAUAUAUCUAAUCCAACAAAAAUUAUUGAACAAUUUUUCAUUCAAUUAUGGAUUAAUGUAAAAAAAGAAAUUGAUCAAAAUUUAUUAGAACGAAAAGCAUUUUGUAUAAAAAUAAUCACAGAAUUUUUCUAUUGUAUUCAAGGUAUGUUGGAUAGUGUACGUCAUUUAGAUCCACCGAACAAAUUGAUUGAUGAGAUAUUUCAAUCUGAUGCAAGCAACGCAUUGAACAUAAAUGAUGAACUUAACGAUAAAAAUCAAUGUAUGGUUAGGGUAAUAUAUCAAUAUAUGGCUGAACAAAGAAUUCCAUUAUCAUUAACAGUAAAUAGGACAACUUAUCAUAUUAGAGAAGAUGCUUUUAAGGCAUUUCAAUCAUUAAUUCAACAACGAAGACCAAGUAAUGAAUUAGCAAAAAUAAUCAAAAAAAUUUCUUCGGUUUUUGAGAAUAUUCCUAUUAGUAAUUUAAUAGCAUUUCUCGAAGCUCUAUUAACUGAAAGAGAAAAAAUUCUUCGUGAUUUUAAUCAAAUUCCAUGUAAUUUUGAUCAUAUCGAUCAACAUGAUACCUAUGCACGAUUAUUAGAUAAAGUUCGUGGAUGUCCAGAUCUUUGUCCAUGUUGUCGACGACCUUGUGAUGUUGAUCAUACACAAAUUAAAUCUAAUCCUGGUUCAUUAUAUAAUGAACAUCGUUGUCAAUCUGGCCAUAAUUUACGUGCAAUGAAUGGUUAUAAAUUUGAAACAACUAAUGAACCAUCAUUAUUAAUGUGUGAACAAAUUAAAGAUGAUCAAAUUUUAAUUAUUGGUCCAAGACGUUAUCAAUGGUUAGAUUUUAAACGAUAUCAUUCUGAUUGGAUAUUUGAAUCAACAUUAAAUGAUCAUGAAUUAAAUCGUUUACAUGGAAAUUUUUAA